This is a messenger RNA of Drosophila suzukii, 1493 nucleotides long. It is a transcript of the gene Or43b, whose product is annotated as Odorant receptor 43b. Gene Ontology annotation, cellular component: plasma membrane. Lineage: Eukaryota; Metazoa; Arthropoda; Insecta; Diptera; Drosophilidae. Gene Ontology annotation, molecular function: odorant binding; olfactory receptor activity. The record is from RefSeq and is a predicted model, not a curated record. Gene Ontology annotation, biological process: sensory perception of smell; detection of chemical stimulus involved in sensory perception of smell.
UCUUAGCCCUAAACGUACGCAAUUAAAGAUGUUCGGAUACUUUAAGCUCAUGUACCCAGCUCCCAUAUCGGAACCCAUCAGCACCAGAGACUCGAACGCCUAUCUGCUUGAAACGCUGCGAAUCUCCGGUCUAAACUUUCGAAACGAUUUCGGAGUUGGCCGCAAAAUCUGGAGGGUGUUCUCCUUCAUCUAUAAUAUGCUGAUACUACCCGUGAGUUUUCCCAUCAACUACACGAUCCACCUUGCGGAGUUCCCGCCGGACUUGCUGCUGCAAUCCCUGCAGCUCUGCCUCAACACCUGGUGCUUCGCUCUGAAGUUCUUCACGCUGGUCAUCUACAUGGACCGUUUGGAGCUGGCCAACAAGCACUUCGACGAGAUGGACAAAUAUUGUGUGAAGCCGGAGGAGAAGCGCAAAGUACGCGACAUGGUGGCCGCCAUCACCAGGUUGUACCUGAUCUUCGUGGUGGUCUACGUUCUAUACGCCACCUCCACCCUGCUGGACGGACUAUUUCACGACCGUGUGCCAUACAACACCUACUAUCCUUUUGUAAACUGGCGGAUUAAUCGCACUCAGUUGUACAUUCAGAGUUUCCUGGAGUACUUUACCGUGGGUUAUGCCAUAUUCGUGGCCACGGCCACCGAUUCCUACCCUGUGAUAUACGUGGCGGCCCUGCGAUCCCACAUCCUGAUGCUUAAGGACCGCAUCAUCAACCUGGGCGAGGCCAGCAAUGAAGGUGGCAGCGACCGCGACUCCAUAUUCAAAUCUUUGGUGGACUGCAUCAAGGCUCACAGAACAAUGCUGAAUUUUUGUGAUGCCAUUCAACCCAUCAUCUCUGGCACUAUAUUUGCCCAAUUCAUCAUAUGCGGUUCCAUUCUGGGGAUCGUUAUGAUCAAUAUGGUGCUGUUCGCCGACCAGUCGACCCGAUUUGGCAUAGUAACCUACGUUAUGGCCGUCCUUCUGCAGACGUUCCCGCUCUGCUUCUACUGUAACGCCAUCGUAGAUGACUGCAACGAGCUGGCGGAUGCACUUUUCCAUAGUUCCUGGUGGAUGCAGGACAAGCGGUACCAGCGGACAGUUCUUCAGUUUCUGCAGAAGCUCCAGCAGCCCAUGACGUUCACGGCCAUGAAUAUAUUCAACAUAAAUCUGGCCACAAACAUCAAUGUAAGUUCAGUGAUCUCCAAAGGGACAGGGAACUCCAAAAAAAACAUACGUUCUUGCAGGUGGCCAAAUUCGCCUUUACCGUAUACGCCAUUGCCAGCGGAAUGAACUUAGAUCAGAAGUUGCAACUUCAGGAAUAGAAACGCGAAAUAAAAAUAACCGCACCAGAGGUAAACGUACAUACAUUGAUUUAUGAACUUAACUCUCGUUUGCUUCGUAGUAGUAUAAUAAUCGUAUAUGCAUAUAGCGAAUUAUGAAUAACGUAAACUAGUUAAAACAAAACUUGAUCGCGAACAAAGGGUAAUAAAGAAAAUCGCUUUAUAUUUAUACCAUA